UCUUCCAUGUCAAUUUCAAUUCUGUUCCACUUUCCGGACUCUUCUCCCCAUACCCCCUUUUAACUACCACUCCCUCAAUCCCCCCCUCUCAAGCUCAUCUCUCUCUCCCUCUCUCCCUCUCUCUCAAUUCGUUGUUUUGAAAGUCUUUAGAGACUUUGCCUUGUUUCAUAGUACUUUUGCUUUUGGUUUCUCUCCUUCCCUGUUUUUUAAUCAUACAGGAUCAACCUGGGAGAAGCUACACCUACUGGACAGACUUCAAAGUUUUUUUUUUUUCCCUUCAUCAUGAACACUGUACAAGACUGGCCUGAACCAAUCAUCCGAGUCCAAUCUUUAUCCGAAAGUGGCCUACCAAUCAUUCCAGAAAGAUACAUCAAGCCAGCCCCCGAUAGGCCUUCCUUCAUAGACCCUGAAGACUGUGAUGCUAAUAUUCCGAUAAUUGACCUCACAGGCUUAUCAGGGGACGAAGCCUGCAACCUCCCUGCCACCACUCUGGACCUAAUUUCUUUGGCCUGUCGAGAGUGGGGAUUCUUCCAGGUCGUGAACCAUGGGGUUAGCCCUGUGUUAAUGGACCAAGCAAGAGAAACCUGGCGUAGCUUUUUCCAUUUGCCUAUGGAGAUUAAGCAAGCUUAUGCCAACUCCCCCAAGACUUACGAAGGUUAUGGUAGCAGGUUAGGAAUCGAGAAAGGAGCCAUUCUUGAUUGGAGUGAUUACUACUUUCUUCACUAUCUUCCAUUAACUCUCAAGGACUAUAAAAAAUGGCCUGCCUCUCCUGAUUCCUGCAGAGAAGUAAUUGAUGAGUAUGGGAAGGAAGUGGUGAAGUUAUGUGGGAGAAUAAUGAAGGUUCUGUCGAUGAACCUUGGGUUGAGAGAGGACCAUCUACAGAAUGAAUUUGGUGGGGAAAAUUUUGGGGCAUGCCUAAGGGUGAACUUUUAUCCAAAGUGUCCACAGCCUGAUCUGGCCCUUGGUUUAUCAUCCCACUCGGACCCUGGUGGCUUGACCCUUCUCUUACCGGACCAUGAAGUCCCCGGCCUUCAGGUCCGGAAAGAUGGCAAGUGGAUCACCGUCAAGCCUGCCAAGCAUGCCUUCAUAGUAAACAUCGGCGAUCAAAUUCAGGUUCUAAGCAAUGCAAAUUACAAGAGUGUUGAGCAUAGAGUGAUAGUGAAUUCAGCCAUGGAAAGGGUAUCAUUGGCCUUCUUUUACAAUCCAAAGAGUGACAUACCCAUCAAACCGGUGGAAGAGCUGGUUUCAGCAGACAAUCCUGCACUGUAUUCACCCAUGACAUUUGAUGAAUACAGACUUUUCAUCAGAUUAAGGGGUCCCAAAGGCAAAUCCCAAGUGGAAUCUCGAAAGUCUCCAAGAUGAUUGAGACUAUAUUUUCAUUCACUGUAAUUAAAAUCACAUGGGAAAACAAUUCCUUUCUUCUUAAGCUGUAAAUCUUAUAAUACAAGGAGGAAAAGAAAAACAAAAAAAAAAUGGAAAAGAAAGAAUAGGAAAAGUAAAAAUAGAAUGAUUUUCUCUUACGGCACUGUUUAUUUGAUGGGGGUGUUGGGAAAACUUUUUCCAGGGACCUGAAAUUGAUUAGGAAUUUGGAAUUACUUUCCCCGUUGAUUAAGGAAAAAGAAAUUGUCACAUUCCUUAACAGUAUUGCACGUUUUCAAUUGAAAGUUAAACCUAUAAA
Theobroma cacao (cacao) is the source of this 1678-nucleotide messenger RNA. RefSeq names its product jasmonate-induced oxygenase 2-like. NCBI's taxonomy places the organism in Eukaryota, Viridiplantae, Streptophyta, Magnoliopsida, Malvales, Malvaceae. The record is from RefSeq and is a predicted model, not a curated record.